Vanrija pseudolonga is the source of this 2498-nucleotide messenger RNA. RefSeq lists its product as uncharacterized. Gene Ontology annotation, cellular component: nucleus. Gene Ontology annotation, biological process: ubiquitin-dependent protein catabolic process; mitotic cell cycle checkpoint signaling; protein ubiquitination. The coding region runs from base 129 to 2255 and encodes 708 amino acids. The transcript is spliced from 10 exons. NCBI's taxonomy places the organism in Eukaryota, Fungi, Basidiomycota, Tremellomycetes, Trichosporonales, Trichosporonaceae. The record is from RefSeq and is a predicted model, not a curated record. Gene Ontology annotation, molecular function: ubiquitin-protein transferase activity.
CACCGCCGCCACCACCACCUGUUGACUUUACACUCUUGCUCUUCUUCUCAUCCACUCACCGACCACUCGGCACAUACACACCUCCCAACUUCCAUACUUGCACCUCACACUCACCCCGCACCCAAGCCAUGCCGGCCACCUCCGCGACCCCCGCGGUCGCCACCGGCCAACAGCACCAGCACCCAAGCUUACCACCCGGGCCUUCGUCGCCCGUGUCGAGUCGCAUUCGCACCAGAGACGCUCUCGACGCCGAGAACGCCGAGGCAGAGCUUGACAGCCCCCGCCGCGCAAAGAUCGCUCGCACCCACUCUUCGGCGUCGUCGUCGUCCCUCGCGGCGCCCCAGGCGGCAGAUGCACACAACGCACCUUCCCCGGACACCAAAGCGCCCGAGACCCAAGACACCUCAGCCGAGGCCCUCGCAUUCCAGGAGGAGCUGGAGUGCGGCAUCUGCGCCGGCGUGUUCAUUGAACCCGUCGCUCUCAAUGGCUGCGGCCACGUCUUCUGCGGCAGCUGUGUCACUCAGUGGAUCGGGUCGCUACCCCAGUACCCUGCCUCCCUACUUCCCGGCGACCCCGUUCCUGAGCCCAUCUGCUGUCCGCAGUGCCGCCACUCUCCUAUCCAGACUGCAACGCCGUCGCGCAUGGCCAAGACCAUGGUCGCGCUCCUGCUCACCAUGCACCCGGAGCUCGCGCGCCCACCCAACGAGCAUAAGCAGGCCGAGGCCAUCUACACCGCUGCAAGCGGCGAGAUUAAGUUCCCGGUGCCACCCCCUCCUCCUCGAUCCCCUCAGAGAAACGAGUUCUGGCGCCCCUGUCGCUCAUGCUACCCCACUGCAGAGGACCAAUGGAAGUGCCCCAUUCCUGUGCCGCGUUUCGAGGUUCCGGCUGAACGCGACUCCUGUCUGCGCACCGAUGGGCUCUGCCCCGACGGUCACAGGCUGUGUGCGGGAUGCGAUCGCCUCUCCCCUGCCGGUGGGCCCUCCAGUUCGACAUGCGGCAUCUGUGGCGAAGGGUUCUGUGGCGACGCCUUGAUGGGCUGCGAAUGUGUCGCCGUCUCCAAGUCUGUACCAACUCCCCAGUACGGCAAUCUUGGCUACAUUCUGGAGGACUGCCCCACAGACAUGUUGUCGAUGGCGUUCAAGGACAACUGGACCGAGAUGUCCCACCUCGGUGCCUACCUCAGUGCCGACACCGAGGCCCUCAAGCCCGUAGCAAUCUACCGGUCCAUCCUCGAGUGGCUCCGGACACCCGAAGCCAUCGAGUCUGGCGGUAUUCUCGGUCUCAUGAACCGAGCCGAUAUCAACCUCCGCCUACGCACCGGCAUGGCAGACGAGAUGCAGCUUGCCAUCACCGCGGUUGGCGACGAGCAGACUGAGGCCAAGAUCUGUGGCGGCUGCGCAGACGAGAUCCUCUGCGCCGGCCUUGUCGAGUGGUGGAUGAGGGAGCUGGCCAAGCCCGAGGUUGCGAGCACCCGCCCAGCUGCAGUCUCAGGACGGCCAAACUGCAAGCACGGUCGCAAGUGCACUCGCCAGGAUAGCGAGCAGCAUGCCAAGAAGUACAACCACAUCUGCGAGCCCCUGCCCGAAAACGAGGCGAACCAGCUCCACCAGGAUGACACGCCGACGGUUCAGGCCGAGCCACAGGUCAACCAUGCCUCAUCAUCAAGUGCAUCCGACUCUGACGACGAGGACGAGUCUGAGAAGCCGACCUAUGCCACCGCCUCGACUCAGUACGAGGCCAGCCCUGAGGGCUCUGUCGUUAUCGGUCGUAGCAAGGAAGGCAUCCAGGCCGUGUGGAAGGCGGCGGCGGCGCCGGUGUCUGCCGCCUCAUCCUCAGUCCCGUCGUUACCCGCCCCGGCUCCGGCGUUUGCAAUCUCAAACCUCGUUCACUCGCCGAAUGCCAGCCGCUCUACGGCUGCUGGACCAUCUUCAGCCUCGGACCCUGCAAGCUACCAGACUUCAUUCUCGACCUUAAGAGUUUCGGGCUCGACUUCGUCGUCUCUCACUACUGGGACGCCGAACGGCUGGACUCUUCGCCGCGAACACACGCCGCCACCACUCGGCACGUUGUUCGCCAACAACACGAUUCUUGGUGGCGGUCCAGGUUCAUCCCCUGCCAUGAGUGGCACUUCGAAGUUAUCGUUACCGCCAUUGUCUCGCCCACAGUCUCACUUUGGUCUCGGCGGGGAGCCUCCGGCUAUCUUGACUGGGUCGUCGUCUCACCAGAGAUCGUCAGCCAUGGAUCUCGAUCCCUAGGCGCGACGAGCAGCAUUUGCUGUUCUAUUUGGGCGCUUUGUUCCACGCACGAGUCACGAGUCACAGCGUCGGCUGCCCAGCUUCCGAUGGACACCUUCCUCCCCCCCAAUCAACCUUGUUGUACAUAGCCACCAUGUUUGUCCACCCCACACACCAUGAUCAUUGUCACGCCAACCCCCCACACCCAAGAGAGAGAGACCACCCAACCUGUCUGUCAUGAUGAAGAUGCAUGACAUGUAUACC